AUGUUGCGAGAUAACACCCCUAAUGAACGAAUUGUUCAACUUGAAGCUAAUGGUGGUGUCAUGGAAAAUGGAUGUACAACACCAAAUUUUCUUCCAGGUUUUAAUCUUGAAUGUUAUCCAAAUCAAGAUAGUACAAAAUAUAUUGAUUCGUUACAACUUGAUACUGUACAUACAAUACUUCGAGGAACUUUAAGAUAUAAAGGUUUUUGUUCAAAUACACUUGGAUUAAUUCGUCUUGGUUUACUUAGUGAUAAACCGCAUCCAAGUUUACAAUUUACUGAUAAUCUUACGUGGAAAGAAUUUAUGUGUGAUUUAUUAAAUUUGAAACGUGAUACAUCAGUAAACACAAUUCGAUCUGUUGUUCUUCAACAAUUAAAAAAUGAAAGUCAAUUAGAAACUAUUGAUCAACUUGGUCUUCUCUCAGAAGAUAUUCUUGUUGAAAAACGUUCAAAUCCACUUGAUACAUUAAGUAAUUGGUUAGCUAAACGUUUAUCUUAUGGACCCAAUGAACGUGACAUUGUUAUUCUCCAUCAUGAAGUCGGUGUUACAUGGCCAUCAGUAUCACGAGAAGAAAACGAAUUAAAAACAAUAGAAAUGGUUAUUUAUGGUGAUCAAAAAUACACUGCUAUGGCAAAAAUAGUUGGUUUACCAACUGCUAUUGUUACUCGAAUGCUUGUUGACAAUGAAAUUUCUGAUCGUGGUGUUGUUAAACCAGUUAAACGUACGAUUUACCAGUCAAUUUUACAUGAACUUAAACGGGAAGGAAUUUCAUGGACUGAAAAAACAAUUAAAAAAUAA
Molecule: messenger RNA, 798 nt
Organism: Rotaria sp. Silwood2
Lineage: Eukaryota; Metazoa; Rotifera; Eurotatoria; Philodinida; Philodinidae
Source: the annotation of a GenBank genome assembly